Molecule: messenger RNA, 3002 nt
Organism: Oncorhynchus keta (chum salmon)
Lineage: Eukaryota; Metazoa; Chordata; Actinopteri; Salmoniformes; Salmonidae
Product: laminin subunit gamma-1-like
Exons: 7
Coding region: 296-2329 (677 amino acids)
Source: RefSeq, a predicted model, not a curated record
UGAGAGCGUCAGAAAGGGAAUGGGACAGACAAGAGACAGAGGUAGACAGAGGUGUGACUGAGUGGAAGACAGAGUCAGGGAAGCUAAUAGCGAGCUGGUCCUUCCAAUUUAUGUCUAGAAACACAGAAAAGGCAAACUAGCGGUAGAUUUUCGUGCGUAAAAAAGAGAGUAGGCUGCCCUCUAUAUUCUUAAGUUUUACAACACUUCUCUUCCAGGCUGAACAGUUAUUCGGAGGUAGUGUCCUCUGUGGAGUUUUCUUUGUCUCCGCAAGUGACACUAAAGAGCACGGAUUACAAUGAUAAGGAUUUUAGAGGUUUGGGUCACCUCGGUGGCCAUUUCUCUGCUGGUUAAGGGGGCUCUUGGAGGUUAUGGGAUGAGUAUGUUUGCUGCCCAGUCGUCCCCUCCAGACCCAUGCUAUGAUGAGAACGGCAACCCCCGGAGGUGCAUCCCCGAUUUCGUGAACUCGGCUUUCGGGAAGGACGUGCGCGUCUCCAGCACCUGUGGAACCCCGGCCUCAAGGUACUGCGCCGUGACCGAGAAGGGUGAGGAGAGGACUAGGGAUUGCCACACCUGCGAUUCAGGGGACCCAAAGAAAACUCAUCCACCUGCGUAUUUAACUGAUUUGAACAACCCUCAUAACCUCACCUGCUGGCAGUCAGAAAACUAUGUCCAGUAUCCUCAGAACGUCACGUUCACUUUGUCAUUGGGUAAAAAAUUCGAGGUCACCUAUGUGAGCUUGCAGUUCUGUUCACCCCGACCCGAAUCUAUGGCUAUCUUUAAGUCCAUGGACUAUGGCAAAUCCUGGGUUCCUUUCCAAUUCUACUCUACCCAGUGUAAGAAGAUGUAUAACAAGCAGAAUAAGGCGGCAAUUACCAAGCAGAAUGAACAAGAGGCGAUUUGCACAGAUUCUCACACGGACAUGCACCCGCUGACAGGUGGGCUCAUUGCGUUCAGCACCUUGGAUGGCAGACCUUCGGCGCACGACUUCGACAACUCUCCCGUGCUGCAGGACUGGGUGACAGCCACCGACAUCAAGGUUACGUUCAGCCGACUGCACACGUUUGGGGAUGAGAACGAGGACGACUCGGAGCUGGCUAGAGAUUCCUACUUUUACGCGGUAUCAGACCUGCAGGUUGGCGGGCGGUGCAAGUGCAGCGGUCACGCUUCAAAGUGCGUUAAAGAAAGGGAAGGAAACCUGGUAUGCGAGUGCAAGCACAACACCGCGGGGCCGGAGUGUGACAGGUGCAAACCUUUCCACUAUGACCGUCCUUGGCAGCGCGCAACCGCAAGAGAGGCAAACGAAUGUGUUGGUAAAAGUGGAGAGACAGAGAGAAGUGGAGAGACAGAAAGAGGUGGAGAGACAGAGAGAAGUGGAGAGACAGAGAGAGGUGGAGAGACAGAGAGAAGUGGAGAGACAGAGAGAGGUGGAGAGACAGAGAGAAGUGGAGAGACAGAGAGAAGUGGAGAGACAGAGAGAGGUGGAGAGACAGAAAGAGGUGGAGAGACAGAGAGAAGUGGAGAGACAGAGAGAAGUGGAGAGACAGAGAGAGGUGGAGAGACAGAAAGAGAGGUGGAGAGACAGAAAGAAGUGGAGAGACAGAGAGAAGUGGAGAGACAGAGAGAGGUGGAGAGACAGAGAGAAGUGGAGAGACAGAAAGAGAGGUGGAGAGACAGAGAGAAGUGGAGAGACAGAGAGAGGUGGAGAGACAGAAAGAGAGGUGGAGAGACAGAAAGAAGUGGAGAGACAGAAAGAGAGGUGGAGAGACAGAGAAAGGUGGAGAGACAGAGAGAGGUGGAGAGACAGAGAGAAGUGGAGAGACAGAGAGAAGUAGAGAGACAGAGAGAGGUGGAGAGACAGAGAGAAGUGGAGAGACAGAGAGAGGUGGAGAGACAGAGAGAAGUGGAGAGACAGAGAGAGGUGGAGAGACAGAGAGAGGUGGAGAGACAGAGAGAAGUGGAGAGACAGAAAGAGAGGUGGAGAGACAGAGAGAAUUGGAGAGACAGAGAGAGGUGGAGAGACAAAGAGAAGUGGAGAGACAGAAAGAAGUGGAGAGACAGAAAAAAGUGGACAGAGAGAAGUGGAGAGACAGAGAGAGGUGGAGAGACAGAGAGAAGUGGAGAGACAGAAAAAAGUGGACAGAGAGAAGUGGAGAGACAGAGAGAGGUGGAGAGACAGAGAGAAGUGGAGAGAGAAAGAAAGAAGUGGAGAGACAGAGAGAAGUGGAGAGACAGAGAGAGGUGGAGAGACAGAGAGAAGUGGAGAGACAGAAAGAGAGGUGGAGAGACAGAGAGUGAGGUGGAGAGAGAGAAGUGGAGAGACAGAGAGUGAGGUGGAGAGAGAGAAAGUUGAGAGAGAGAGAAGUGUAAAGAUAGAGCUAGAAAGAUAGACAGACAGUGAUGGAGAGACAGAGAGAUGGAGAGAGAGAGAUGUAAAAGAGAGAAGUGGAGAGAAAGAGAGAGAUGUGGAUAUGGGUGAGUAGUUGGCUACACUGCAGGUGCUGCACUGGGGAAGUAAAACAAUAUCCAUUUCCCAUGUGGCUUUGCAUGCGGGGAGGCCAUCAUAUUUAGUGGAAAGGCAUUCUUAUUGGCAGCCGUUACCCUCUCAUUGCAUUCCCAUCCAAUGAUGUGGCAUGCAAAGCAAGUUAGUUCAUUUAAACCAAAUUAAAAUCUUCCUGAUUUGAUUUGCCUUUCAUUUUGCGUCUUAGAUGCUAUGAGAAAAUACAUCUCCAUGAUCAGCUUAAUCUGUUGCCACCACACCCCCAAAGGCCAGUGAUUGGUUUAUCAUUGAAGAGAUAAAUGAAGGAGAUAAAUAAACACAGAGAAUUGGCUCCUCCCCUGACCAUCAGGUUUUCUCUUCCAGAAGAGGCACAUCUCUUAAAUUCAUCCCAGCUACUUUGUAUUCCAACCAUGCACAGCGUAGCAUUGACCCUUUCGCGUCAGACCUACUCUCCUCACUUCGUUGACUGAUGGGGUGUGAAGGAAACUGUGGGAAAGACUUGCCU